AUUUGAGCAAUGUAUUCAUCAGCGACCGAAUUCUUAGUUCCAAUGGUGAUGAAGUCAAGUUCACGGUUCCAUCUCGAAGAUCUUCAGGGUUAAUAUGCAUAUGACACCUGAUGUUCAUAAUCAAAUCAUUAUCAUAUUAAGAAAAACAAGUUGGUUUGUCCAUGGCAAGAAUUGGGAUGGUUGGCGGACUGUUUAAAUGUGUUAAUUGACGUUGAAAGGUGGUGCAAGCAAGACUACUGAAAGAUGCUGAGGGUUUUGGUAGUACUCAGUGUUGCUUAUGGAGUUUCCUGUGUCGGUUUUAACUGGACUUCGGCCAAUGUUUGUCCAACGUUGAAGAACUAUAACACCAUAGAGACGAAUCAAAAUUGCCGGUAUAAUCCAAAUGUUAGAUCGAGUUUGAGAGACAUAGUCCUUAGAAAUGGUUACCCUAUAGAAAAGCACAACGUACUGACAGAAGAUGGUUACAUUUUGGUGCUUUAUCGUAUCCCAAGCUCAAAUAAGGACAACACUAAACGGCAACCAGUGAUCAUUCAGCACGGGAUUCAGGGAUCUGCUGCAUUUUGGGUGCUUCACGACAGAAAAUCCAUAGCAAUCAUUAGUACGGUGUAGCUCAUUAGAGACAGACGAAGAAAAGCAAACAAGUGGAUAUUGGCCCAUUAAGACAAUAACUGUAGUGCGCGAAACGUGGACCUUCAGACCAACUACGAGUAUCACGUCUAACUCCAUACGUGCCUCCUCAUUCAGGGGAGCACUAAGUGCUAACAAUGCUUUGACGCACUAUGCAAAAGUUGCAUGAACUAAAGACAAGCAUGAUGGUUCUUCCUGAAUACCUCUAACUAACUUUUGCAUCCCUGGACGUUCUUUGAUUCCCUAGGAAUCAUAAGAACUGGAACACACGUUAUCUUCUUUAGGAUUCCAAAGAUAGAGCAAAUUAAUUUUGCAAUAAUACAACCUGUAUUGCGGUAUUUUUCGUACUGCGUGUCCAUAUUAUCGAAUUGUGUACAGCAGGGCUGCAUGGGCUAUUUCUUGUUGACCAUGGUUAUGACGUAUGGUUACCAACGAUUAGAGGAUCUGCUGAGUCUACUGGACAUGUCAACAUGACUACGAAAGAUCCUGCUUAUUGGGAUUUUGGGUUGGAUGAGCUGGCGCUUUACGACAUGGUUGCAUACAUCGAAUACGUGGCGAAAGUCACCAACCAGAAAGGAAAUAUCAUUUAUAUAGGUCAUUCUAUGGGCACCACAAUUUCGUACAUCUACGCAUCCGAACGCAGACGACACGCCAAUGAACAUUUGAGGGGCAUGAUAUCGCUGGCCCCGGUGGCUUUUAUAAACAAGAUCGAUCCCCUGGUGAAGCGAUUUGCCGUGGAAUACGGACCCGUCGUUGCGAAACUUGCAGACAAUUUGGGCUUGAAAGGAACAGGUCAGAUUCCUGAUGUGGAAAUGUUCCUACGGAAAUACUGUGGAACGUAUCCAGUUGUCGUUUUAUGUGAUGCUCUGAUUAAACUGACCAGUGGUGACAACCCAAACGAGAAUAUCGCAGAUAUGGUUCCAGUCUUCUUCAGCUACUACCCGACAGGUGUGUCCUUGAAGGUUGCAAAAAUGUAUAUGCAAACAGUACUUCAGCAUGGAAGGUUUGGGAAAUACAACUACGGAAUUGAGCGGAACAGAAGGUUGUACGGUUCGGACAUGCCACCUGAAUAUAACCUCACAAACAUAGAUCUACCUGUAUUUCUUUUUGUUGGCCGAUAUGAUGCUGUGGCCACACCAGCGGACGUCGACGUCUUGUACACGGUGCUGAACUCUAGAGGAAGAAGCUACGCUGUGAAAUAUGUACUUGAUAUGGCACAUAAUGACUUUGUAAUUGGAAAGCACCUCGACGAAUUUUACACCAAAUUGCUGGAGUUUAUGGGAAAACUUCGUAGUACAUGAUAUAAUGAAUUCUGUUAAGGUGCUGCAAACUUAGUGAAUAUAGUUUUAAACUUUC
Molecule: messenger RNA, 1983 nt
Organism: Acanthoscelides obtectus
Lineage: Eukaryota; Metazoa; Arthropoda; Insecta; Coleoptera; Chrysomelidae
Source: the annotation of a GenBank genome assembly